CAUCAAACCAUCUUCUCCAAUUCCCAACCAUCAUUUGCAUCUUCCAGCCCAAGAAACACACUUUAUCUUCAAUUUCAGCCUAUCUUUCCAAACAAGCAAAGCAAAGCAGCUCAACAUGUUUGGUCCCUCUCAAUUCGUUCACUUCGCGGCUUUCCUCGCCCUUCUAUCCCCUGCGUUGGCUAAUGUCUAUCGCGUGGAUGAUCGCUCGCCUCAACAGAUCCGAGAUGCUGGAGGCUUCGUGGCUAGGAACCCUGCCGGGACAGGUACUGUCAUUCAACACGUCAGGAAAGAGCUAGGGGACCAGGAUCCAUGGGUUUCAACCACGAACAGUAAAGAAUAUGCUAAAGAUAGCGCCAAAUCCAACCUGGACGCCUAUCUCUACUACAUUUCGGAGAACGGCAUUAGUCUUGUUGACACCAAGAAAGCAUUCGAGGACGCGAAAGAAGACCACCCUCACCUUGGGGAGUACGAAUACUCAGUGAAGGGUCAGAUCGACUGGGAUAGUAUCAUCAAGUGGGAUCACUACGUGAGAGGCAAGAUCGUUGACGGUCAGACCAGAGACGACUUUGAGGAUGGGGAAGAGCCCGAGAAGCGUUCAGCCCCUUUGGUUCAUUCGGUAAAGUUCAGGGCUUAAGCUCAACUUUUCGAGGCUCAAUCGAUUGCAGCACGCAACAACCUCAACUGCUGGUCAUACGAUGUACAUCUUACAACACUGUUUUCAAGUUUGGCUUUUAUAGAUCUCAAGUAACUUAGACUGUCGUUUAUGCAAACAAAUACACUCUUUCCAGUAUAGAUUCUAUCUGUUU
This is a messenger RNA of Boeremia exigua, 806 nucleotides long. RefSeq lists its product as uncharacterized. Bases 116 to 634 code for a protein of 172 amino acids. Gene Ontology annotation, molecular function: toxin activity. The transcript has 2 exons. NCBI's taxonomy places the organism in Eukaryota, Fungi, Ascomycota, Dothideomycetes, Pleosporales, Didymellaceae. The record is from RefSeq and is a predicted model, not a curated record.